Molecule: messenger RNA, 1677 nt
Organism: Penaeus monodon (black tiger shrimp)
Lineage: Eukaryota; Metazoa; Arthropoda; Malacostraca; Decapoda; Penaeidae
Product: B-cell CLL/lymphoma 6 member B protein-like
Biological process (GO): regulation of transcription by RNA polymerase II
Cellular component (GO): nucleus
Molecular function (GO): protein binding
Source: RefSeq, a predicted model, not a curated record
AUGGCAAAUUACAUCAGUUACCGACAUAGCUAAUAGGUUCUACCCGACUCCAAUCGGUCUGUAAUUCGCCGUGGCACCAGAAAGCCAUAAAACGAUUCCCCGCAGAGAUGUAAAGAAACGAAAUGAACAAGAAAUGCGACAGAAUUUGUGGGUUUGGCACCUAGAAGCGAGGAACCAAUGAGGAGCGAGGAGGCCAGGCGGCAUCAGUCGGGAGAGGAGCGCAGUGAACCUAAAGAACUGUAGAAAUUACAAUGUGCUCGCUAAUUUCGUGAUAUUAAUGUGUGGCAAGAUGGCAGAGGAACUUCUGUCCCUAAAGUGGAAUAACCACCAGGCCCAUUUUGUGGAUAUCCUUACAUUCCUGCGGGAACAGGAAAUUUUUGUGGAUGCCACUUUGGCCUGUGGUGGGAAGCUAUAUGCAGCACAUAAGUUUGUUCUCAGUACCUGUAGUGACUAUUUUAAACAGAUGUUUACUAAGAACCCUAGUAAACAUCCGAUAGUGUUUAUGAAAGAUGUGACAUCUCGUGAUCUCGAAGCUCUUUUGGACUUCAUGUACAAUGGUGAAGUGAAUGUUCCUCAGUCUAGUCUAGGAUCUCUUAUUAAAACUGCAGAAGGACUACAAAUAAAAGGUUUAGCAGUGCCUGAUGACCCUCCUGUUUCUAAAAGAGAACGGGAACGUGAUAGAGAGAAAAAAGAUAGUAAAACCCAACAUGAACACCACAGUCCCCCAGCUAAGAGAGCGAGACCUAGAGAAAGAUCGCCUCCACACUCCACUCCCUCUCAACCUCCAGCUUCCCUCCCACAAUCCUCGUAUACUUCGACAACACCUACAGUGCCCAGAUCUCGAUCCCCCCAGCCCCCUGCCCCUUCAGCUGGUGCUUCUCAAAUUGGUAUACCCCCUGUGGAAGCAACUCUAGAUGAGGACAGUAGAACAAGUGUACAGAGUGGUGUCAGUGGACUCAGUGAACAAAAUUCGAGCACAACACCUAGUCUAAGUUCUAAACAAGGCAGCAGUCAACCUGUGGGUAACACAGGAGACAAUGCGUCUCAAUUAGACCAGUUGCCGCCAAGUCAUAGUGGAGAAGAGCCCUCGCCUGGGCCAUCUGGAAUCCACAAACCUCAACAGUCAAAAGAAGAGCCAGAAAUGGAGAUCAAGCAAGAAGAUGUGGUGGACCUUGGAGAAGAGGAUGAAGGGGACUGGGGUGUUGAAGGGGAUGGGGGAGGGGGUGACUCCUCAGUUGGGUCUGAAAACCAUCCCAAUUUCCCCGAAGUAAUGCUACCCCAUACAGAUGGUUCCAUGCCUCCCUCAGGAGAUCCAGCAAUGGGGCGGGCAGGGCUGGACGCGGCGCUCAUAGCCAUGGGUGGGCGGACACAUCGCGGCUCAUAUGAUACCCGCCGGCCACACCACUGCUCAUUCUGUGGAAAGCGCUUCCUGAACACAAGUCAUCUUCGUGAUCAUCUCCGCCUCCACACUGGAGAGCGUCCCUUCUCCUGCCGUACUUGUGGUCGUUCAUUUGUUCAGCGACAGCAUCUGCGGCAACAUGAACGUGCUGCCAAGUGCUCUGUACCUAUGUGCCUCACCUGCAAUCAGACUUUUUCAUCCAGGGAUGCACUCACGUUACACAUGAGGCUGCACCUCAUGCCACCCCCCAAUACCACCUCCACCACUACCACCACCAC